Anneissia japonica is the source of this 1230-nucleotide messenger RNA. Its product is annotated as 4-hydroxy-2-oxoglutarate aldolase, mitochondrial-like. Gene Ontology annotation, biological process: N-acetylneuraminate catabolic process. The transcript has 7 exons. Lineage: Eukaryota; Metazoa; Echinodermata; Crinoidea; Comatulida; Comatulidae. Gene Ontology annotation, molecular function: 4-hydroxy-tetrahydrodipicolinate synthase activity; N-acetylneuraminate lyase activity. The coding region runs from base 13 to 1071 and encodes 352 amino acids. The record is from RefSeq and is a predicted model, not a curated record.
UUUAACGCUGUUAUGACACGACUUUAUUUUGUAAACACACAUGGAUGGGAAAGAAGUAAGUUUAUGAACUACAGUAAUCCAUUUCUAACUCAGAACUGCCAAGUUUUCGGAAUGUUGCGUCUUGGAUUUCGGAGGUCUGGCUUGGUGUAUAAGGACACCAGAAGUAUGACAACAACAAGAAAGGUAGAUCUAUGUGGUAUUUUUCCACCUAUCGCUAUGUCGUUCAACGCGGACGAGAGUAUACGAUACGAUCAUCUCGAGGAGAACUUACGCCGCUGGAAUACAAUACCGUUCAAAGGUUAUGCAGUUCAUGGGUCAAAUGGAGAAUUUGCAUAUCUCUCGAAGGAGGAACGGAUAGAUAUUCUGAAGCAUGUGAAACGUUUUGCAACAGACGACAAGGUAAUCAUUGCUGGAGCUGGAUGUGAAUCUACGAGGGAUACAAUUCAGCUAUCCAGUGAGAUGGCGUCGGCUGGUGCUGAUGCACUGUUAGUAAUUACGCCUUGCUUCUACAAAAGCGGAAUGACCAACCAAGCCUUAUUACAGCACUAUACAAAGGUUGCAGACAGUAGUCAAGCUCCUAUAAUAUUAUACAGUGUUCCAGCUAAUACCGGCAUUGAUCUCAGUGUUGAGGUUAUAACCAAACUUGCUGCCCAUCCCAAUGUAAUAGGAGUAAAAGAAAGCGGUGGUGAUGUGGCUAAGAUUGGAUUAGUGGUCCAUCAGACCAAACAGCAUGACUUUCAAGUGUUGGCAGGCUCAGGCAGCUUCUUCCUCUCCGCAUGCACUGUUGGUGCUGUAGGAGCUAUUGCUGCCAUUGCUAACGUCCUAGGCUCUGAAAUGUGUCAACUUCAUCAACUAUUUAAGGAUGGCAAAAUGGAAGAAGCUGUCCGCUUACAGCAUCGUAUCAUUGCCCCUAAUGGAGCAGUUACAAGAAUGUUUGGUGUUCCCGGUUUGAAGAGAUCUAUGGAAUGGUUUGGCUAUAAUGGUGGCCCAAUGCGCUCACCGCUUCAACCACUCACAAGUGAACAGGAGGCACUUAUGAGGGCAGCAUUCAAGGAUAAUGGAUUCCUGUAAACCGUAGAGUUCACUAUAUAUAUUUGAGACUGAUUCAUAGAGCUAUUAAACAACUAGAGUGCUGACAAGAUGGCGAAGCAAUGCAGAGUUAUUUAUGUGUACCAUCCAAGAUGGCGGUCGUAGUAAAGCGCCACCUUCAGGCUUAGUAUACAUAUUAUU